Messenger RNA from Bactrocera latifrons, 8368 nucleotides. RefSeq names its product nuclear receptor coactivator 2 (gene tai). The coding region runs from base 820 to 7056 and encodes 2078 amino acids. Gene Ontology annotation, biological process: cellular response to hormone stimulus; positive regulation of transcription by RNA polymerase II. The transcript has 13 exons. Lineage: Eukaryota; Metazoa; Arthropoda; Insecta; Diptera; Tephritidae. The record is from RefSeq and is a predicted model, not a curated record. Gene Ontology annotation, molecular function: nuclear receptor binding; protein dimerization activity. Gene Ontology annotation, cellular component: nucleus.
AAAUAAAAUAUAAAAACAAAUUAGGAAAAAACUUAAGGAAAAAUUAUUAGCAGAAUUAACAUUUGAUGUAAAUACUCAUUAAUCGAAAUGAAAGGCCUGUAUGCUAAAUUAUAUACGUAAUGUUAGGCUUAUGAUUUAUGUGAGAAAAUAAAAAACCGUGUAUAUGUAUAGUGAUUUUCAAGUGUCUAAAAGAAAUCGGUUUCAAAUUUCUGAAAUAUUAGGUUAUGAAGCUUAAAAAUAUAUCCAAUUAUAAUGUGCGUAAUGGAAAAACAAUAGAUCAAACUACUUAAUAAUAUUGUAAGACACAGCCCGUAUAAAAUAUUAUAUUUACUCAAAUUUAAUUAAAUGUGCUCUCAUCUUCUUUGUGUUAACAAAAGUGUAUUAAAGCAAAUGACCUUUUUAUCCAAACAUGUAUUGAAAAUAUACCACUAAAAUGAAAAAAUAUAUUUUAUAAAUCGUAAUAGCUCAUACAUAUAAACAACCGUGAUAUAUUCUUUAAUGUUGAUCUUAUACUAAAUAAAUCCGGGAUAUAUACACUGAGCCUUUGAUGUUGAAAAAUAAUAAAAGUUGCGGUAUUCGUGUAUUAUACUAAGUUAAGUAUUACACACAACGCACGUUAAAAAGUAUAAUAAAUCCAAGAAAUCGAGAACCUUAAUUAUUUAGUCUUAGUCUGGUUUAUUCCAUCAAAACCUUUCGUAUAGUAAUUAUUUUAUAACGAAUCGUAUGAAAAACACGUGCGUUGAAGAAAAGGAUAGUGUGUAAUCCUGGGCAGAAACGGGAGACGGGGACAUCUACACGCAGCUAACAGAUGAUCCCCACAUGUCAAUUGUUGCAGCCGAAAAUGCAGGGCUUGGCCCAUGUGAUUUACCAGAUUCGUGGGCACCAAACACAAAUAAUAGCAACAACAAUAUUACUAGUAUCAUUGCAAAUAGUAGAGACAUCUCAUCGUUAUCAGCAGUCACAAAAAGUUCAUCAAACACGGCUAUCCCUCUUAAUAUUGACAACAAUAUUAGCUCGAAUAUUGUGUUCUUCAAGAACCAAAGUAGUCCAACUACAACUGCCAUUCAACCGACCACUUCUUUCGGCUUUUCACCAACAUCAACGGCAAAAGCAACAGCAACAACAUCAACCACUUCCAGUCUUAUAUACAAGGUGCCUCUCUCAUCGCCAGCCGCCGCUACAGCCGCUGUUACUGUUUCACCAGCCAGCAUUGGUAGUGUAGUAACGUCUUUAGGUGUGGGUUUGGUACCCUCAAUACCGACGUGUGCGUCCCUUACUGGAACGAGUACCGGUGGAACUGGAGCUUUUGCUGGUGUACUGUUAUCAAGCCCAAUAUCAGCUGGUGGCAGUAGCAAUAAUAUUCCGGCUCAAAAAACAAUUACAAAUUAUCAAGUAAACAACGUCAAUAAGAACGCAAAUAACACCGGCAAUACCAGCGUUAGAAGUCUAACACUUCCAUUGCAGCAACAACAACUACAAUUGCAACAACAAAACGGCUUAUUGCUACAUAACAAACAGAACAACCAAAACAACAAUAACAACUCUUUAGUUAAUAAUAACCACCAUAAAAAUAGCAACAAUUUUAAUUUAAUACUGCGRCAGAAGGCUACAGCAACUGUAAGUUUAGCCGCCGCACUGCAAAAUUCAAUCACCAUGAAUGCGGUGGCUUCGCCAAUCUCAAACAACCCAGCGACGCCGACUCGAAAAAUUAGAAGAAAAACUGAUCCGAAAGCCAAUUUGCCACAAUCACAGAUUAAUAAAUGUAAUAACGAGAAAAGGCGUCGCGAACUGGAAAAUAAUUAUAUCGAGCAAUUGUCCGAGUUUUUACAACUCAACAAACGCGGUGAUACAGCCUCAACGAAACCAGACAAGGCAGCAAUAUUGAACCAAGUAGUAAAAACGUAUCGUGAGUUUUGUGACAAGGGCCAAAGCCGUGAUAUUUCUUCCUCAACGUCGACUAAUGCUUCUCAAGCUCUCAAUUCGGCGACACCUAAUAACAACAAUAGCAGCUCAACUUCUAAAAACAACGAUAAUCGAAAUAAUACAGCAUCUACACGUUGUUUACGUUGUGCAACUGACAAUUGCUCUAUCCAUCCAGUACAACAAGGUGACGUUUCAUCGACCGAACCCCCAUUGCCGGAGCCAUCGCUGCUUAACGGUCAGGUGCCCGAAAUAUCUGCAUAUUUUGAGGCGUUGGAACAUUACCUCUCUUCAGUCGAUUGGGUGCUUUUACAAGUCACUGCAGACGGGAUAAUCGAGUCGUGUACGCAGAAUAUACGAGAACUAAUCGGCUAUGACAAACAUGAACUGUUUCGUAAACCACUAUAUCAGUACCUACACUCCGCCGAUCAUGCGAAAUUAGAUCCAAUUAUAAAUAAUAUGCCGUAUGGGGUUAGCGGAAUUGCAACUGGUGACAUUGCAUGUGGUGGCGGUAGCCAAAGUGGCUGGAAUGAUUUGGAAGAUGCGAAUAGUGGUACAAAUUCGCAACAUUCAACAGCUUCGUUAGGUCCAGGAAGUGUUAAAGCUAAAAGAAAUAUAGCAGCUAAAGUCCGAAUGCUAGUGAAAGAUUUGCGUUCGGCUACUCAAACAUCUAUGAUGCACCAAAACGAUGCUUUGGAUCAGAAAACUGUCGGACAACACAUAAACCCCGAAAAAUAUGAGGAAGUUAUGCUGCUAGCAACACCGAUGAAAGACGAUGGUGAUACAACGUCCUCCAUAUUGUGUUUGAUUACCCGUCCCGAAGAUGAACCGGCCAUACAGCAGAUACAACCGCAGGCCAUAGAGCAUUUAACCUUUAAACUCGACGUACACGGCAAGAUACUCAAUUUGGAUGUAACCGCACUUCGUGAACCCUAUCGUCAACAUUUGAGUAGUUGGUUGGGACGCCUUUUGCAGGAUCUUUGUCAUCCGCAAGACUUAAAUGCUCUGAAAUCACACUUACGCGAGGUUCAAGAGUCAGCUGCAUCAGUCCAUUUGAUGAACUCUCCAUCAUCACACUCACCUGGUGGAACGCCUGCAACACUCAUUCAUCCUCCCAUUGCGAAUGUGAUGUCGCGUCCAUUUAGAUUACGUCUUGGCGCACCCGACGUUUAUGUCCAUGUUAAGGCGAAUUCACGACUUUUUUUAAAUCAGUCGCAAACUGAGGGCGAUUAUAUUAUGUCUCUGCAAACAUUACUUAACACGGAUAACGAUAUAGGCGGAGGAGGUAUAAGUGGAUUGAACAUUGGAGGUAUCGGGAACAGUAGUAUGAUGCCAUCUAGCAGUUUGUCAACAAUGUCUCCUAGUCCAUCGUUAGUUUCGCCCCUUUCUCUGCCCUUGGACUCACUUGUUAAUAACAAUUCGUCAUGCUCUUCUUCGUCGGCCUCAGCUUUAGCAAGUGUAAGUAGCGGUGUGCAUAUGUUAGGAGGACUAGUUGGAGGUGGUGGUAUGCCACCACUCACCACGCAAACUACUAAUGUGGGUGGACCACUGAUGACUUCAGCUGUUAUCAAUGGUACAGGGAGUGGUACACAACGUAACAAUCCUGCUGUGUCAACAUCGGCAUCGACUUCGAAUAAUUCCAAUCUGGUGAACUCGUUUACUGCAUCGCCUGCUGGACCCGAAGCAACGAUUUUCUAUAGUUCCGACCCCUUUGAUUUUGACUUGGCACAUUCCAGUUUUGAAAUGGACGCCACUGGUUGGACGGAUUCACGUCCAAACUCUCGCGCUUCUGUUACUACCCCAGUAAGCACUCCGCGUCCACCGUCAGCGGGACAUGGUUUCAGUCCGGCAGUAUGUGCUUCACCAUCGACACCAUAUCAACUGUCGUCACACUCAGCUGCGAGCUUGCCUUCUCCUCAGUCAAAUGCAAGUCAGCCGUCAUCUGCUGGUCCCGGGGUUAGUGGAGGGCCUUUUGGUUUUGGUUUUCCGGCAUUCGAAACAGGUGAUAAAAAUAAUGAUAAAGACCACAUGAACGCUAGCAUAAACAGCACUAACAGCAUAAGUGGCAAUAAUUCUGGACCUCAAAGUGGUUCCAGUGGUUCGUUGAGCGGCCCUGCAAGUUUACCAAAUGGUGGUCCGCCAUUACUUACCACUGUUGCUAACAUGACUCAACUAUCUGCACAGCCGAAUCCACCCCAACCGGAAUCAGAGCGUUUACGACAUUUAUUGACAAAUAAAUCGCAUUCAAUGACCUCAGGAAUGAACCCGGCCGAUGGUGAUAAAGAUCAUCUUAGCCUGCGCCAUAAGUUUUACAAUCAGAGUCUACUCAAUCCCGAUGAAGAUAAGGAUGGUGGAGGUGCCGGCGGUAGCAACAGGGGUUCGUCCGGAAUGUUCAAAAUGGGCGCUACUGGUAUAUCGAAUGCGCGCCUAUUUGGUGGUGGUGCAUUACCAAAAUCUUCGAACUCCAGCAAUCCCAUGUUACUGUCGCUGCUUAACGAAAAAUCGGAGGAUGAUGAGGGAAAAGGGCCUUCGCUUGGUCGACAAAGUGAAUUGAUGCGUCAACUACAAAAGGACGAUGGUCACUAUAGUCAUUCACACGGUCAUAGCCACGGGCAACAUCACUCCAAGGACAUGUCGCAAGAGGAUUUACUAAAAAGUUUAAAGUACCAGGGUGAUCCUACAACUCGCAAGCGUUCACUCAAUGAACCGGAUGAUGGCAUAUUAGCAAAACGUGAAAGUGACCGCCCAUCCAAGUUACGUGAGAGCAAUAAAAUGCUUGCCUCGCUAUUAGAAAAUCCGCCAAAGAAUCCUAUAGUCACUGUACCGCCUCAAGUCAAAACUAUACCUGACAUAGCACCUUCAGCAAGCCGUGUCAACUCGACACUCGGUGUUAUGAGUGUUUCAGCGCCGAAUAGUCUAGUUGGCAUGCCUCCAAAAAGCGGCACAAUGACGACGACCUCAUCAAUUAGUGCAGGAGGCAGUUCUGCCGGAGCCGGUGUACGGAGCAAUAGUAUGCGCAAACAAUUUUCCGAUGCCUACCUCACGCUGCAUCAGCAGCAACAUCAGCAACAACUCCACCUACAACAACAGCAACAACAACAACAAUGUUUAGGUAACAUUCAACGUUCUUCACAUCAGCAGCCAACACAACUAUCUCAACCGCAAAUAAACUUUGCUUCAUCGGACGCCUUCGGAGUAUCUUCACAUAACACCACAGCUACCUCAGGGACAGCCAACGUCACUGCGUCAAUUGUGACGUCACAAGCAAACUCCCAAUUAGCCGCUCCUAGCGGCGCUGAUGGCGAUUCAGAAUUAUCUAAGAUUUUGGAUAGCGUUAUGGACUACGUUUCAGACGAUGGGCCAUUUGUAUCAGCACCUACUCCCACUGCCUUGGCUGGAUUAACGCAGCAAGAGAUUAAUGAACGCAUGGCUAUCAACGCUAUUCAAAAUUCAUUGAUGGUCGAGACAUCUCAACUGCAACAGCAGCAACAUCAUCAACAACAACCGAAACCGCCAGCCUAUCCAGGCAACAUAAUGGGGAGUGGUAGUGGAGGGAGUUUAACUCAGCAACAACAACAGCUACAGCUCCAGCAUCAUCUGCAGAUGUUGCAAAGGCAGCAGGCUGCAAUUGGAGGCAAUCAACAGUCAACUCAGGUACAACAAAUGUUGGAGGUAUUACGUGUCAACGCCAAUCAAAGCUUCCAACGACCCCCACCUAUGUAUUCGGCGUCGCGUAACAGGGGCCCAAUGAAUACUGUUACGACACCUGGAGGCUCUGUUUUGCCAGCGCACCAGCAGUAUCGAAUUCGUCAACAGCAGCAACAACAACAACAACAGAAAGAGCGUCUUCUUCAGCAACAACAAAAGCAACAGCUUUUGGUUCCAGAGAGUGCAACAGCGCGUACAGAUCAGUUAUGCCUAAAUCCGAACAUCAAUAACAUUGGUUCGCUUUUAAAUAACACAGUAGCGCCAAAUGUCGCCUUGUCUCGUACCAACUUGCCGCCCGAUUCGCAACUGAGUCCGAAUUUUGCACAGAAUUUACUUCAACAACAACAGUUAAGUCCAGGGCAACGUAAUGCACAAUUUAGUCCACAAACGAAUGCAGGUUAUGCACCGCAAUAUUCACAAAGCGGACAACGUCUAUCGCCCCAUCAUCAACAGCAUAUUUCACAGCAGCAACAACAAGUGAAUGCUCAGCAACAACAACAGAUGGCGUUUCAGGCUGCCCAAGCAGUAAACGCUAAUGUCACUCCGCAGCUAUCACCACGCCAACCGCCUUUUGGUGGAGGAGCAGGUGGUGUACAAUCACCUUCAGGCAUGCCUUCAUCACAACAAUGGAAUGCAAGUGGUAAUGUUAGUACGCCAAGCGUACAAUUAAGUGGAAAUGUGACAACUCAACGCGGUCAUUCAUUACAACAACAUAAUCCUAUGUUAAGCGCGCAGUUACAAGGUGUUAGUCCUUAUACAACACGUCCGUAUCAAAAUCAGCGGCGAAGUCUCAACUCUCCAAACGGAGGAGGUGUAUCUGGCAAUGCAGUUACAAAUAAUAUCGGAACUAAUGUCGGUCUGCAGCGGCAAAAUUCUUUUCAAGGUGCUGAAUCUGGUGGUUUUAGUGGUGGUACCUCAAAUUCUCCAUCUCCACAGUCACCAUAUGGUGGACCCAGCUCAAACGUAUUCCAGCAACAACAAAUGCAACGAAUGCAACGCCAGAGUAGCGUUCCGCAAACUACCCAACAUUUACCUGCAGGUAAUGCAGCAAACUCUUCUGAUUUUGUAAAACAGGAAUUGCGGAACGUAGUAAGCGUACGUGCUCAACAACAGGCUGCUGCCGCUGGGGGAGCUGGUGCUUCUUCUGGUGGAAACGGAGUGCCAGGUGGCGGCGGAGGAAAUGGCGGUCCUGGCGGUCUGCGAAUAACUUCCACCCCGCAAAGUCCCUUGAGCAGUGCUCAACAGGGACCAAUGAGUGGUAGCAAUUCUGGAGGUUUAAAUAGUACAAAUUCGCUUAGCAUGCAACAACAUCAAUCGGGGUCAAUAGGAACUGGUGUUAGCCAAAAUGCACUGCUUAAUACACCAGAUCCUUCCAUGAACUUUAGCUUCGAUGCACAAGAUUUCUUUGGCAACAAUUCUACAAGGUGACCAUAAAAAGUCUGGAAUUCAAUGUACACUACUAAUAACGGCCGUCAACAACUCAACAAUAAAAAUAACUGCAUAUUGACAUGAACGAAAAAAUAUAUGAAGUAAUAUUAUAUUUAAUAAUAUGUAUAUAGCAACCAUGAAAUUUUCAUUAUUUUCUUGUGUUAACAAACAUUUUUUUUCAAUUAUAAACAUUGGAGGCAAAAAGAGAAACAUGUACCUAGGUGCAAUAGAAUCUUAGCAUUUAUUUACAUAAUACUGUUACAAAUAUAUCAAAAUAGCUAAAAAAAUUGAAGAUGUGUUAAAUAUAUGUAUAUGCAUACAAUUACGUAAAUAUAAAAUAGAAUUUUGCAUGAAUAUAGGAUUUUUCAUAUUUCGUUUCAUGAAAGAUACCAAUACAAAACCUUAUUAGGACCUCGAGACCAAUAAAAAAACUUGUUAAGAACCACAAAUAUGCAUAAUCGAAUUACAAGCUGAUACGUCUUAUUGGAUAUAACGUAUCUACAUACAUAUAUGAAAAUUACCGAAAAGAAAUUAAAUCCUGUUGUCAUCAGUUCAAUAAUAACAAAAAUUAACUGUAGAUACUAAAAACAUAGCGCGUAUUGCAAACAAAUUUACGGUGGAAAAGGAAAAAUUGCUAUUAGUGGAAGCCUGAUUGAGGUGGAAUGGCCAGAUUAAAUAUAAUAUAAUAAAAGGUGUAAUUAGAAAGAAGAACAUAAAACAAAAAUAAAAUGUAAAAGAAUUAUAUUGGGUGAAACGACAUUAAUUACUUAGUAAAGAAGUGUUAAAAUUUAAGGACGCAUCUGUGUAUAUACUAUAUUAUACAAAUCUUUCAAAAAUAAUUACAUUUUUUCAAGUGAAAGUUGAGGAAAUUAAUUAAUUAUUAAGCGUUAUGUUUAAGUACAUAAUUCUUAUAAAACACUAUGGAAAGUAAUGUUUAAAGUUUUAAAUAUUUCGAACUGUAAAACAGUCAAGUUUAAUCCAAUAAGCAUAUUAAAUUAAGGGGAAACGGUAAACGAUUUUGUUAUAAAAAUAUUUACACUGACUAUUUUGCACCGCACCAACUAAAAAUAUUAAUUUUUCGAAAAAAAUUUAAAUUUAAAUUUCAAUUGAAUUUAUAAAAUUAUACUACAAAUCUGCUACAAACUUAUAAACAAGCAUAAAGUUUCAAACAAAGAAUGCAGUGAUAUAUCAAAAUAAUUCUAUUAUAUCGCAAAAGUAUACAAAUUGUAGAUGAAGUAAUUGAAAAUUGUACUUUGUACAAUGCAAAUAAUAGGCAAUAGUUACGUUGGCAUAGGAGACGGUAGAAGAAAAA